GUACUCUCGAGCGUACUGCUGCCUACAUCUCUAUCGGCUCAGCCGCUGCCACGGUCAACUCGACAGAAUGGACCAUUGCUCGGAAGCUUGCAGGCUCAUGACACUGGGCCAAUGUUGCUCCGCACGGACGGUCGCAUUCCACAACUCCUCAAUGUCAUCAUUGACGGUGUCAGCCACUGGCAGCCUGCAGGAAGGUACACCGUAUACAAGACAGACACAGAGAUCUUGCAGGAAACACUUUUGACCAUUUCCAAGUACCACAUCUUCAGUAAAUGCCUACCCCAGCACGCACAUCAGCUCUUCGACCUCUUCACCCGGCGAACUUGGCCAAGUCACGACUCCGUCCGCCGCUAGUACAACAAGUCGAGAUCAAAGUCAACGAUCCGCUCGACCACACAGCUCCCGCCAUCCUCCACGCACCUCCGGAAUCCGAUACGCAGAAGGCGAAUGGUGCAGCGGUCGUUUUGAUCAGCGGCGCAGGUGGCGGUACGAGCGGCCCAGGAGGUAUCUACCCCUCGUUGGCCGAUAAGUUUGCGGCCCUCCUUGGGAUACCAUGUGUCCGCCUGGACUACCGCCGACCCGCUCGCAACACCUACUGUACCCCCGAUGUCCUUGCGUCGCUCGACUACCUGGAUAGACACUUCGGGUCGUCCAGAUUCGUCGUCGUCGGAUGGUCAUUUGGCGGCAGCCCCUGCUUCACUGUCGCGGCCAGGGAGCCGAAGCGCGUCGUGGGCGUGGUGACGGUCGCCUCACAAACCGCCGACACCGACGGCAUACUCAAGCUCAGCCCCCGCCCGUUGUUGCUGCUCCACGGUACGGGAGACACGACGCUGUCGCCACGGUGCUCGCACAACUUGUAUCGCGCCUACGGCGACGAUCCGCGCGGCUCGCGUACGCUGCGCCUCUUCGAAGGGGAUAAUCACGGCUUGACGCGCAACGCAACGGAGGCUGAGCAGCUCAUCUUUGAGUUUGCCGCCCGGGUUCUCGGAUUCAGCCCUGACUCAGAGGAGGCCGCGGAGAAUCUGACAGGCGACACGCAACAGCGAGUGCAGCAGAUGCAUGAGGGCCAUGACCUGGAAAACGGGGAACGUUUGUAACGCAUGUCUUGUCUUCGAUUGUACCAGUUCAAGUAUCAAACCUUCCGAAGUGCUCGUAAAGGUCCUGCGAUGCGGAAAUGAAGACGACACGAGUGCCAGGUGUACUUCAGUGUAUUGAGAACAUUCGACAUGCUCCUCUCGGACGAGUGGAACCUUAGAAUCCCCAUACAAGGCCCUUGGUUCUCGCUGCACGGAAGCUGUCUCUCUCAAUCAUGGGUGGGAACCGCAGAAGC
This is a messenger RNA of Rhodofomes roseus, 1330 nucleotides long. Its product is annotated as Alpha/Beta hydrolase protein. NCBI's taxonomy places the organism in Eukaryota, Fungi, Basidiomycota, Agaricomycetes, Polyporales, Fomitopsidaceae. Bases 273 to 1097 code for a protein of 274 amino acids. The transcript is spliced from 2 exons. The record is from RefSeq and is a predicted model, not a curated record.